AUCUCAUGCUGAGUAACUCACCUGCUCUGCAAACCCAGGCACUUGAACAGAGGCCAUCACCAUAGACUCUGGGCACAUACAGGAAGUUGAGGGAAUAUACAGUACCUAUAAGAGACAACAUUCUCCAUUGGAGUUGGACACCUACUCUAUGUCAAAAUCCAACACAACCAGACUCAACAACCCCUCCACCUUCAUCCUGAUGGGUAUCUCUGGACUGGAGAUGGCUCAUGUCUGGAUCUCCAUCCCCUUCUGCACCAUCUAUAUCAUAUCUAUAUUGGGGAACAUCACCAUCCUGUUCAUAGUGAAGAAGGAGCGGAGCCUACAUAGGCCCAUGUACUAUUUUGUCUGCAUGCUGGCUGUUGCUGACCUGGUUCUGUCUACGUCCAUCCUGCCCAAAACUCUGGGCAUCUUCUGGUUCAAUGCCAGGGAGAUAGAUUUCAGUGCCUGCCUCACUCAGAUGUUCCUUGUUCACUGCUUCACGGUGGUGGAGUCUGGGAUAUUUGUAGCUAUGGUUUUUGAUCGCUACAUGGCCAUUUGCAAUCCCCUGAGAUAUUCCAGCAUCCUGACAAACCGCAUGGUGGUCAUGAUCGGCCUGGCUGUGGUGCUGCGUGGCAGCAUGCUUGUACUGCCAUAUCCCCUCCUGGCAAGGCAGUGGCCAUAUUGUAGAACCAACAUCAUUGCCCACUCGUAUUGCAAGCACAUCGCCGUGGUGACACUGGCCUGUGCUGACAUCCGUGUCAGUAAUUACUAUGGUCUCUCUGUGACAAUCUUGGUGACUGGUCUAGAUAUGUUGUUUAUUGUAGUGUCCUACACCCAGAUACUCAGGGCCAUCUUCAGCCUUCACACAAAGGACACCCGUCUCAAGACCUUUAGGACCUGCAGCACCCAACUCUGUGCCAUCUUAGUCUUUUAUAUUCCAGACGUCUUCUCCACCGUCAUGCACCGGUUCGAUCACAAUGUGUCCCUGCAUGUCCUCAUUCUCAUUGCUAAUGUGCACCUUGUGGUGCCUCCCAUGGUACAUCCCAUUAUCUAUGGGGUGAGGACCAAGCAAAUCCGGGACAGGUUGCUCUGGGUCUUUACUCAUAAAAAGACUUGA
This is a messenger RNA of Pelodiscus sinensis (Chinese soft-shelled turtle), 1096 nucleotides long. RefSeq names its product olfactory receptor 52M1-like. Gene Ontology annotation, biological process: G protein-coupled receptor signaling pathway. Gene Ontology annotation, molecular function: G protein-coupled receptor activity; olfactory receptor activity. NCBI's taxonomy places the organism in Eukaryota, Metazoa, Chordata, Testudines, Trionychidae. The record is from RefSeq and is a predicted model, not a curated record. Gene Ontology annotation, cellular component: plasma membrane.